Messenger RNA from Aspergillus uvarum CBS 121591, 1185 nucleotides. Its product is annotated as PQ-loop repeat-containing protein. Lineage: Eukaryota; Fungi; Ascomycota; Eurotiomycetes; Eurotiales; Aspergillaceae. The record is from RefSeq and is a predicted model, not a curated record. Bases 95 to 925 code for a protein of 276 amino acids. The transcript is spliced from 3 exons.
UGCCCCUUAAGCUGGGAGCUUCGAUUCAUGUGCUGAAAUUUCACCCAAAGUUCGUCCACGGUUGUUAUGCCCGGUAACAAAAUCGGCGGCCCCAAUGCUGCAUAACGUGUUUCGCAUCAUCGGCCUCGGCCUGACCAUCUACUCAUUUCUCCCCCAACUCCAUCUCACCCGAUCCAAGAAGGACACCUCAGGCCUGUCGCUCUUUUUCGUCGUCCUCAACACCAUCUGCGCUACGGAACAGUUCCUCGUCGGUCUGAUCUACGUCAGUCUCCCCCAUGGCGCAGACUUCUUCAUCGACAACCCCAAGUCCUGGGGCGACUGGCUGAACUUCUGCCAACUUGCCACUGUCUGGGUGCUUUUCGUUCUUCAAUUUGGCAUGUGUCUCUGGUAUCCAUCCCCCGGACUAUCCCGCGGACGAAAGAUCUACGCGUCAACUCUCUACGGCAUCUUCCUCGCCAUCUCCCUCGCACCAGGGGCGUUACUCAUCGUGUUGCUCUACCAAGACCCGGAGGCUGACCUAACACACGCGAUCUUCAGCGGCUGCCAUCUACUCUACGUCAACCCGGCGGUGACGUGGCUCAGUCUGGGAGCGUUUCUGUGUCAGGCGGUCACCCUGCUUCGUCCAGGACCACACCACCACAGUGGCAUCAGUGUGCGGGGACUGGGUGCUCAGGCGGUUGUGUUUCUGCUGUUGGCGGGGGCCUGGCCUUUUCGGGUCACCAGUCCACCUUUCCCAGACGACUAUCCGCUGUCUUGGCCGUUGGUCUAUGCUUGGUUCCUGUGGGUGGGGUGGCCGGCGGUGGACAGUCUGAUUUUCGCGGUCGGACAGGGGCUCUUGUUCUUGCUGGCGGCGCGGAGACGUGCUGUCGUCGGCGCUUUGGAGGCUACCGCAGGGGAAACCGAGCCUUUGCUGGCGAGCAGGUAAUAAGGAAGCCUUGUUGUGUCAAGGACAGUCUGACACGCAGAUCAGGCCGUGAAGGGUCCCACCAGAUUUGCACCGGGUACCGCGUUCUUGGGUCGGUUGCUCCUGGGGCAAAUCCACCCCUUCUCUGACCUAAUUCAAGACAUGUAUUGGAUGCCAAUAGAGUGGAGGUGCAUAGAUGUCUUGUCUUCGAUUGUAGAGUCCUUGAUUGAGAUCCAUCAGCUGUUUUCUUUGCAAGCAUAUCCUCGCCGCCCUGGUUUCAG